Caenorhabditis angaria is the source of this 1145-nucleotide messenger RNA. The record is from the annotation of a GenBank genome assembly. Lineage: Eukaryota; Metazoa; Nematoda; Chromadorea; Rhabditida; Rhabditidae.
AUGGCUCCAAUCAAAUUCAUCGACAGUUCAGAAUUGUGAGUUUAUUAAAGCAUAAAUUGUGCUUCAAAUGUUUAGAAAGUUUUCGCAAUCUAAAUAAAUGAAAGUGUGUUUUUUAAGAUCGAACAAAAACCAAUUUUAUGUUCAAUGGCCAGCAGGUGGUCGAGCAAUUGAAGAUGGACAAAACGAUGAACUUGUUUUCGAAGAUAUUUCAAAUGCCACAGCAAUCCCAACAAAUGGAAACUAUUUUUCAAGAAUUGAUCAAAAUACAGUGAUCAUUGCUCAAGAAAAAUUUAAAUUAGGAUAUAAAACUGAAAAUCAAGAAAUUGUUGAAGAAGAUGUGGAAAGUGGACAAAACGCCGUUGUUCCAGCAGGUGUUGAGUUCUCGAUUAUUGGAAAUGAUGUCAAAGUGUUGAACCGACAAGUGAGUUUUUAUCUUUUAAUUUUUUUUUGAUAUCCACAAAAAAAAUAUAAAGACUCAUGCUGUUGGCACAUUGCCUCCAGUUGCUGUUCCAAAUCAAUUGCCUUCUGAUUUUGCCGCUGGAAAAAUUGUGAAUCUUGUUGAUGCAUCUUCCGUUGGUGCAGUUCUCACCAAAAAUCGUGAAAAUCACGUUGAUUUUGCAAAUUUUCCUGGAUCUAAUACAAAUGCAUCGAAUGUUGGAAUCCUUGAGAACACAUUCAAUAUGGAAUGGCAAGAUGUUGAUGGAAAACGACAAGUUCAUUUUGUUGGAACUGGUGGAGUAUUAACAGGAGGUGAAGGGAAUCCUGGUGUUGUGCUUGCUGGAGAUAAAGAGAUUCAUGUCAAUGUAAGUUUUAUAUGAUCAUAGUUGCUUUAUAUUGAAAUUCUUGAAUUUCAGCUGCUCCUGAAACGCAUUGAUGGAUCAUUCUACCUCGAUGCUAAUCAAGAUUUCCUCAUGGUGACUGCUGAAUCAAAUACAACAAACGGAGAUCCAAAUCCAGAAACCUUAAAAAUCGCAAAAUUCCCAGCUUCUGGAGUCAAACUUCCAAUUGGUUUCUGGCAUUCUGUUCCAUUCCCAGUACCUGGAGAUUCUAAGUUAUUUUUGAAUGAGUUUGUUGUAAAAACCAACGCAAAUAGCGUUAUUAAUGUUGCCGGUGAAACCGGAAGUCCACUCAAAAUUCACUUGUAA